Molecule: messenger RNA, 3426 nt
Organism: Pteronotus mesoamericanus
Lineage: Eukaryota; Metazoa; Chordata; Mammalia; Chiroptera; Mormoopidae
Gene: MUSK
Product: muscle associated receptor tyrosine kinase
Exons: 17
Coding region: 158-2827 (889 amino acids)
Biological process (GO): positive regulation of neuron projection development; positive regulation of phosphatidylinositol 3-kinase/protein kinase B signal transduction; protein phosphorylation
Cellular component (GO): signaling receptor complex; plasma membrane
Molecular function (GO): transmembrane receptor protein tyrosine kinase activity; ATP binding; Wnt-protein binding
Source: RefSeq, a predicted model, not a curated record
AAUUCCUGAUUAUACUUAGAGCCUGCGGAGCUGCUGACACAAACAGUCAUUAGCAGACGACCCUUUUGUAACAAACUAUGCUUUAAAAUGUAAACUGUGGGGCACUUUCCUUGCAUUGUCCAGAAGGAACUUUCUCCUGCCUGAGCCUGGAUUAAUCAUGAGAGAGCUCGUCAACAUUCCACUGGUACAUAUUCUUACCUUGGUUGCCUUCAGCGGGACUGAGAAACUUCCAAAAGCUCCUGUCAUCACCACCCCCCUUGAGACAGUGGACGCCUUAGUUGAAGAAGUGGCUACUUUCAUGUGUGCAGUGGAAUCCUAUCCCCAGCCUGAAAUUUCCUGGACUAGAAAUAAAAUUCUCAUUAAGCUCUUUGACACCCGGUACAGCAUUCGCGAGAACGGGCAGCUGCUCACCAUCCUCAGCGUGGAAGACAGCGAUGACGGCAUCUACUGCUGCAUAGCCAACAACGGCGUGGGAGGCGCUGCCGAGAGCUGCGGGGCUCUGCAAGUGAAGAUGAAACCUAAAAUAACUCGUCCCCCCAUAAAUGUAAAAAUAAUAGAAGGAUUAAAGGCAGUUCUACCAUGUACUACAAUGGGCAAUCCCAAACCUUCAGUGUCAUGGAUUAAGGGAGAUAGCGCUCUAAGGGAAAAUUCCCGCAUUGCAGUUCUUGAAUCUGGGAGUUUAAGGAUUCAUAAUGUGCAAAAGGAAGAUGCAGGACAUUAUCGAUGUGUGGCCAAAAACAGCCUCGGGACAGCCUAUUCCAGAUUGGUGAAGCUGGAAGUUGAGGCUCUUAAUAUGACAAAUGCCACAGAGAGAGAAGAAAGUGAACCUGAGCAAGAUAAUAAAGUUAUUGCCAGAAUUCUGCGGGCUCCUGAAUCCCACAAUGUCACCUUUGGCUCCUUUGUGACCCUGCGUUGUACAGCAACAGGCAUCCCUGUCCCUACCAUCACCUGGAUUGAAAACGGAAAUACUGUUUCUUCUGGGUCCAUUCAAGAAAGUGUGAAAGACCGAGUGAUUGACUCAAGGCUGCAGCUGUUUAUCACCAAGCCAGGACUCUACACAUGCAUCGCUACUAAUAAGCACGGAGAGAAAUUCAGUACUGCAAAGGCUGCAGCCACUGUCAGUAUAGCAGAAUGGAGUAAACCACAGAAAGAUAACAAAGGCUACUGCACCCAGUACAGAGGAGAGAUGUGCAAUGCGGUUCUGGCAAACGAUGCCCUUGUUUUCUUCAAUACCUCCUACGUGGACCCUGAGGAGGCCCAAGAACUGCUGGUCCACAGCGCCUGGAAUGAACUAAAAGCAGUGAGCCCACUCUGCCGGCCGGCUGCUGAGGCUUUGCUGUGUAACCACAUCUUCCAAGAAUGCAGUCCUGGGGUGAUACCUACUCCUAUACCUAUUUGCAGAGAACACUGCCUGGCAGUCAAGGAGCUCUUCUGUGCACAAGAAUGGCUGGCGCUGGAAGAAAAGCCCCCCAGAGGCCUCUACAGACCCGGGAUGCAUCUGCUCUCCGUGCCUGAAUGCAGCAAGCUCCCCAGCAUGCACUGGGGCCCGCGGGCCUGUACCAGAUUGCCAUAUUUAGAUUUUGUAAAAGAAAACCUAACAACAUUCCCACCAAUGACAUCCUCAAAGCCAAGUGUGGACAUUCCAAAUCUGCCUUCCUCUUCCUCCUCCUCCUUCUCUGCCUCCCCUACAUACUCCAUGACUGUAAUAAUCUCCAUCAUGUCCAGCUUUGCAGUGUUUGCAUUGCUUACCAUAACUACACUUUAUUGCUGCCGAAGACGAAAACAAUGGAAAAAUAAGAAAAGAGAAUCAGCAGCAGUCACCCUCACUACUCUUCCUUCUGAGCUCUUGCUAGAUAGACUACAUCCCAACCCCAUGUACCAGAGGAUGCCACUUCUUCUGAAUCCUAAAUUGCUCAGCCUGGAGUAUCCAAGAAAUAAUAUUGAAUAUGUGAGGGAUAUUGGAGAAGGAGCAUUUGGAAGGGUCUUUCAAGCAAGGGCUCCAGGCUUACUCCCCUACGAACCUUUCACUAUGGUGGCAGUGAAGAUGCUCAAAGAAGAAGCUUCAGCAGACAUGCAAGCCGACUUUCAGAGGGAGGCCGCCCUCAUGGCGGAAUUUGACAACCCUAACAUUGUGAAACUCUUAGGCGUGUGUGCCGUGGGGAAGCCCAUGUGCCUGCUCUUCGAAUACAUGGCCUAUGGCGACCUCAACGAGUUUCUGCGCAGCAUGUCCCCUCACAGCGUGUGCAGCCUCAGUCACAGCGACCUGUCCAUGAGGGCUCAGGUCUCCAGCCCGGGGCCCCCGCCCCUCUCCUGUGCUGAGCAGCUCUGCAUAGCCAGGCAGGUAGCGGCUGGCAUGGCUUACCUCUCGGAGCGCAAGUUCGUCCACCGGGAUUUAGCCACCAGGAACUGCCUGGUGGGUGAGAACAUGGUGGUGAAAAUUGCUGACUUCGGCCUCUCCAGGAACAUCUACUCAGCGGACUACUACAAAGCUAACGAGAACGAUGCCAUCCCUAUCCGCUGGAUGCCACCUGAGUCCAUUUUCUACAACCGCUACACCACGGAGUCCGACGUGUGGGCCUACGGUGUGGUCCUGUGGGAGAUCUUCUCCUACGGCCUGCAGCCCUACUAUGGGAUGGCCCAUGAGGAGGUCAUUUACUAUGUGCGAGACGGCAACAUCCUCUCCUGCCCUGAGAAUUGUCCCUUGGAGCUGUACAAUCUAAUGCGUCUGUGUUGGAGCAGGUUGCCUGCGGACAGACCCAGUUUCGCCAGCAUUCACCGAAUUCUGGAACGCAUGUGUGACAGGGCAGACGGAGCCGCGAGCGUCUAAGGUCCAAGACGAGCCAACAAAACACUGCCGUGUCCUCUCAGACUCUGCGAGCCAGAGGACUCCAAAGCCAGGGGCCCAACAAGACCUAGAUAGGAAAGAAUAAUAGCAGACAGGAGCAGUAUGUUGUUUGUUUCUGGGGGCUCAACAAAAGAGUGCAGAACUCAAGAGAGCAGACCAAUCUAUUGAAGGUUAAUGAUUAGAGACACAGGCUAGGUGUGUGUCAGAUAACCAGAGAUAACUACUCUUCCUCACAGAGACAGUUUGUAUCACACAUUGCACGGGAAAUAAUGUCAUCUGUUCAGUUCCUGAAUUAGCUGGCAGCAGAAUAAGACUCUGCCGUAUUAAGUUUUAAUAUGAAAUGUGAUACAGAGCUUCAUUUUGAUAGAGUUAAUUCUUGUCUGUUAUGAAAGUAAGGUAGCUUCAUGUAAGGCAUUUAAGUAAAGCAGAGAAAGCAAAAAAGAAGGAAAAACUAUUCAUUGUCUCCAUACCCAAUAUUGGGGGGUUUUCUUCAUUGAAAUUCUUUCUUGCAUCUAAAGCAUACUUUUAUAUUUGUUUAUAAUCUGCAGAGUUGUGGUUUACUAAGGAAUAAAAUGACAAGU